GUUGGACUGGUCUGCAGAAACACCUGAUUCCUAGAUGCCUACACCUGAGACAGGUGGGAGGCUCCGCAUUCUGCCAGAACACCUGCUGACUGCAGUGAGACACAGAGACGCCGCAGACAUGGACCUGUUCGCUGGAAAGAUUGCAGAGAAAGUGGGAGACAUGGUGGAGGGAGCAGUGAAGAACGCUCUGGGCAUGGAGGACAAAGACGAGAAAAAGAAGGAGAAAGGAGGAUUCUUCUCCUUUGGACGAGGUGAUGAUGAUGAAGAUGAGAAGAAGAAGAAGAAAAACAAGGAGGAAGAUAAAGGAUUCUUCUCCAAGAUCUUUGACAGAGACGAUGAUGAAGAUAAGGAUAAGGUGCCGAAGAAAUCCGGAUUUCAUGGCCUCUUUGCUGAAGGGGAGGGAGGGGGAGCAGGAGGACCCAUGGGAGGAGGAGCUAUGGGAGGAGAUGGAGGAGCAAUGGGAGGAGGAGGAGCAGGAGGACCCCCAGGCCAGACUGUAGCUGUCAGUGACAGAGACCUCUUUGAUGAUCUGAUGGAUGUGGCUGAACAAACGUCUAAAAACUGAGGAAAUCUUCACCAGUUAUUUUUCUCUCGGAAUCUGGAUUAAUGUGUGAAAUAAAUUUUGUAAUAAAGGUUUUAUUUAAUCAAA
This is a messenger RNA of Cyprinodon tularosa, 649 nucleotides long. RefSeq names its product glycine-rich RNA-binding protein 2, mitochondrial-like. The record is from RefSeq and is a predicted model, not a curated record. The transcript is spliced from 3 exons. The coding region runs from base 35 to 565 and encodes 176 amino acids. Lineage: Eukaryota; Metazoa; Chordata; Actinopteri; Cyprinodontiformes; Cyprinodontidae.